Dipodomys ordii (Ord's kangaroo rat) is the source of this 3576-nucleotide messenger RNA. RefSeq names its product topoisomerase I binding, arginine/serine-rich, E3 ubiquitin protein ligase (gene Topors). The transcript has a single exon. The coding region runs from base 34 to 2967 and encodes 977 amino acids. The record is from RefSeq and is a predicted model, not a curated record. Gene Ontology annotation, biological process: protein monoubiquitination; protein polyubiquitination. NCBI's taxonomy places the organism in Eukaryota, Metazoa, Chordata, Mammalia, Rodentia, Heteromyidae. Gene Ontology annotation, molecular function: metal ion binding; ubiquitin protein ligase activity.
UUUACUGAUAUAUUUCUUUCCUUUUUACAGAUAAUGGCAUCAGCAGCUAAGGAAUUUAAGAUGGACAACUUUUCACCUAAAGCUGGCACUAGCAAAUUGCAGCAGGCAGUACCAGCUGAUGCAUCUCCAGAUUCAAAAUGUCCUAUAUGCUUGGACAGAUUUGAUAAUGUGUCUUACUUAGAUCGCUGCUUGCAUAAGUUCUGUUUUCGCUGUGUACAGGAAUGGUCAAAAAACAAAGCUGAAUGUCCACUGUGUAAACAGCCCUUUGACUCUAUAUUUCAUUCUGUGAGGGCAGAAGAUGACUUCAAGGAGUAUGUCCUGAGACCUUCUUAUAAUGGUUCUUUUGCCACUCCUGAUCGACGAUUUCGCUACCGUACCACUAUGACACGGGAACGAAGUAGUUCCAUCUAUUCACCUACUACUACUGUAAAUAGAAGAACAACAACUCCACCAGAUAGUGGAGUGCUGUUUGAAGGGUUAGGCAUCUCAAGGUCUAGAGAUGUUGAAAUUCCUCCAAUUAUGAGACAGAUUACAAUAAGGGGACCAUCUGCUGCAGAUGAUAGAACUUUACGGAAAAUUCAAGAGCAAGAUAUUAUUAAUUUUAGACGAACCCUCUAUCGUGCUGGUGCUCGAGUUAGAAAUAUUGAAGAUGGUGGUCGUUACAGGGAUAUUUCAGCUGAAUUUUUCCGUAGGAAUCCAGCUUGCCUUCACAGAUUAGUCCCUUGGCUAAAACGUGAACUUACAGUUCUUUUUGGAGCUCAUGGAUCAUUAGUCAAUAUUGUCCAGCACAUCAUUAUGAGUAAUGUUACUCGCUAUGACUUGGAAAGUCAGGCAUUUGUUUCUGAUUUAAGACCAUUUUUACUGAAUCGGACUGAGCAUUUUAUACAUGAGUUUAUCAGUUUUGCUAGAUCUCCUUUUAACAUGGCUGCCUUUGACCAGCAUGCUAAUUAUGACUGCCCUGCUCCUUCAUAUGAAGAAGGCAGCCAUUCUGAUUCUUCAGUCAUAACAAUAUCUCCGGAUGAAACUGAGACCCAGGAGUUAGAUAUUAAUGUAGCCACUGUCAGUCAGGCACCAUGGGAUGAUGAAACUCCAGGACCAUCUUACUCAAGCUCAGAGCAGGUACAUGUAGCCAUGUCUUCUCUCUUAAAUACUUCUGAUAGUUCAGAUGAAGAACUUGUUACAGGAGGAGCCACUUCUCAGAAUCAAGGUGUACAAACCAGUGAGGAUCUACAUAAUGACAGUGAUUCAUCUUCAGAGAACUGUGUCAUUGUUGGCUUUGUUAAGCCAUUAGCUGAGAGAACCCCAGAACUGGUUGAACUAUCCUCUGAUUCUGAGGAGUUGGGCUCCUAUGACAAAAUGGAGACAGUGAAGUCACAAGAACAAGAGCAGUCUUCUAGUUCUGGUGAUAGUGAUGUUAGUAGAUGUUCAACUCCACGAUCUGUACUUGGAAAGGAUGAGCAAAUGAAUAAAGUUCAUCAUGAUUCUGGUACAAGAAUGAAAUCAAAGAAGGAAGGGAAGCGAUCUACAUCAUUGUCAUCUUCCAGAGAUCUGAGUUCAUCUAUGAGAGAAGACCGAGGAUGCUCCCCAUCUAACCAUAGACACAGGAAGAGGGGAAGAUCUAGAAGUUCAGAUUCACGUUCCCAGAGUAGAAGUGGGCAUGAUCAGCGGAAUCACAGGAAGCACCAUGGGAAGAAAAGGAUGAAGAGCAAACGGUCCAGGAGCAGGGAGAGUAGUAGCAGACCAAGAGGGAGACGAGAUAAGAAGAGUUCGAGAACUAGAGAUAGCAGCUGGUCAAGAAGAAGCCAAACUCUUUCUCUAAGUAGUGAAAGCACAAGCAGAUCACGGUCUCGUAGCAGUGAUCAUGGCAAGAGAAGAUCACGGAGCAGAACCAGGGACCGUUACUAUUUAAGAAAUAACUAUGGAAGCAGAUAUAAGUGGGAAUAUACUUAUUAUAGUAGAAACAAGGACAGGGAUGGUUAUGAGUCAUCUUACCGGAGGAGGACUCUGUCCAGAGCCCAUUAUUCUAGACAGUCUUCAAGUCCAGAGUUCAGAAUUCAGUCCUUUUCUGAAAGAACAAAUGCUCGGAAAAAAAAUAAUCACAGUGAGCGGAAAUAUUAUUAUUAUGAAAGGCACAGAUCAAGGAGCCUGUCUAGUAAUAGGUCAAGGACUGCAUCUACAGGACCUGACCGGGUGAGAAAUGAAAAGCCUGGAGGGAAGCGAAAAUACAAAACCCGGCAUUUGGAGAGUACUAAUGAGGUGGCUCAACAAACUCAUGAGUUCACUCCUAAAGUAAAGGACAGUCAUUACCAAAAACCAUCAAAAUUGGAUGGAAACUACAAAAAUGAGAGUGACAGCUUGUCAGAUGGACGAUCAUCAGACAGAGAGACAAAACACAGGAGGAGGAAAAGGAGGGCCCGUAGCCUAAGUGUAGAAAUAGUUUAUGAAGGGAAAGCUACUGAUAUAGCUAAACACCAUAAGAAGAAAAAGAAGAAACACAAGAAAAAGCACAAAAAACAUCAUGGAGAUAAUACUCGGUCCCCAGUUGUUAUUACCAUUGAUAGUGACAGUGACAAGGAUUCGGAAGUAAAGGCAAACACGGAAUGUGACAAUGGUGUUCCUCCAGAGGCUCUGCAAAGUGAGUAUUUGGCUUCUUCCUUGGAAUCGUUUGAAACUAAUAAAGAUGUAGUCACAAUAGAAGAUGAAUUUACUGUCCUUGACAAGGAGUGUGAUGUUAGUACACUUACUGACAACUUGAAUAAUGCCAGCAGAACUGUGAAUAAUAUUCCACCCCAGGCAGCAGCUGAAGUUGAACAGACUCUUGAUGUAAGAGAAGAGAGCAUCUUUGCCUCUGAUUUGGAAAACCAGCCCAUUAAUGUUUCUAUUCAUACUGAGCCAUCCAGGCAAUUGCCAUCUCCAAGGACAUCAUUAAUGUCAGUGUCUCUUGGUAGAGACUGUGAUGUAUCUUAAACCUGCCAAAGCAUCUCAUUGAGAAUCUUGAUGGUAUAAAAUGAAAAAGAAAAAAAGAACAUGUCAUCUACUGCAGUUUAUUUAAAGAUGACUUUUGGUAAAAGUUCUUUUCCUCCUUAAAAAUGUUUUAAGUGAUUUUUAUUUUGUGUUCGUUUGUAAAAAUUAUUUGUUCAAAAAGUAUGUAUGUCCUACGCUCAGAGUUAAGCACUUUUAAGUGAAGAAAAUGAUACUGCUAGCAGUUUAUUUAAAACUUGGGAUCCUUUUUAAAUAAAAAAAUGUAAAUUUUAAAAGUUAUUUCAUAAAGCCAUAUGGUAUUGACAUAUUUUUAAGGUAGUCAAUGAGUAUUUUUGAUUUUGUUUUUGAGAGUUAUUCUGGAAAUGUGUUAAAAGCUAGGCAAAUGCCUUUGGACAGUCUUUUAUUUUUCUUAAGGUUUGUAUGGUUCAGAUUCAUUUCUUCAGGCUAAAUUGGGCAUUUUAGUGUGCACAGUUUAUCUUGACUUCUGCCAAAAGAAAAAACUUAAUAUUUAUAUACUUGUCUUUCUGAACUGUCAGUAACAUAAUAAAUGUGUUCAAAAAGAAAAAAUAAAGUAGUAACACUUUAAAGCAAGAA